Molecule: messenger RNA, 939 nt
Organism: Caenorhabditis briggsae
Lineage: Eukaryota; Metazoa; Nematoda; Chromadorea; Rhabditida; Rhabditidae
Biological process (GO): fatty acid beta-oxidation
Cellular component (GO): mitochondrion
Molecular function (GO): 2,4-dienoyl-CoA reductase (NADPH) activity
Source: RefSeq, a predicted model, not a curated record
AUGGCUCACUGUCUUAAUCCCGAAAAAUUCUUCCCCGUCGUCAAAUCAGUGGCUCUUCCGAAAGGAUGCUUGAAUGGUAAAGUAGCGCUAGUGACUGGAGGAGGAACGGGUCUCGGAAAAGCCAUUGCCACGACGUUUGCUCAUUUGGGAGCUAGUGUGGCUAUUGCUGCCAGAAGACUGGAUGUUUUGGAGAAGACUGCAGAUGAGAUUCGAUCGACUACAGGAGGAGUAUGUGAACCAUUUCAAGAUGUCAAAGAUCCAACAAAGGUUGCAAAGGCAUUCGAUGAGGUCGAGAAGAAACUUGGUCACACCCCAGACAUUCUGAUCAACAAUGCAGCUGGAAACUUCAUAAUGGCCACUGAACGUCUCUCUCCGAACGCCUAUGGAACCAUCAUUGAUAUCGUUCUCAAGGGAACUCUCCACGUCACCACAGAACUCGGUCGCCGUUGUAUUCAGCAGAAGCGUGGUGCAAGUGUGCUCAGUAUCACUACGCUCUACGCGCAGUCUGGUGCUCCAUUCGUCGUUCCAUCUGCUGUUUCGAAAGCUGGCGUUGAGAAUAUGACCAAAUCACUGGCAUGUGAAUGGGCGAAACAUGGAAUUCGAUUCAAUGCUAUCGCUCCAGGACCAAUUCCAACGGAGGGAGCUUUUGGAAGACUUUUUGCUGGAGAGUUGAAGGAUUCUGGAGAGGCUAUGAAGGCGGGAGUCCCCGUUGGAAGACUUGGGCAUCCUGAGGAAAUCGCCAACUUGGCAGCAUUCAUGUCUUCUGAUUUUAUGUCGUGGAUGAAUGGAGCUAUCAUCGACUUUGACGGUGGCCAACAACACAUCCACCACGGAUCCCAUAUGGGACAAUUCCUUCACGAUUGGGACAACAAGAAGUGGGAGGAGACGGAGAACUUGAUCCGUGGAAGAACUGGAAAGGACAAGAAGAGCAAGUUGUAA